CUUUCCUUCCAGUACCGAAUCAACUGCGACGCUAACCCCGCCAUUUCCAUUUCCCAUAUUCCAGUCCAUUUCCAUUUUACUCUCCACUUUCAAAUUUAAAUCGCCACGAGCACUCUAUCCUUGCAGGGACGGCACGAAGUAUGGACCCCUCAGCAUACCUUGUCGAGAAAUCAAACUCUUAUAGGCCAUAAUUCUCUCAAUCUCUUCUCCAUUGCCAUGUGGCUUUAGCAUUUGAGAGCCAUCUCUGCCAUAAUAUAGCGCUUCGAAAGCCCCGAUGCAUCCUUGGACGUGUUAACUAUUCCAAUCCCAAUGCCCGGCUUGCAAGGUUCCUAGCUAUAUAUCUGUGACUACCACAGGCCGUUGGACUUGCGGCUUAGGGUUCCAUUUUGCGCCCGCCAACCAUGUCGGAACGUGAUCCCGUUGGAGGAGUUCAGGUGUCACCACAAUAUCCAAGUGCUGCCAGUGGUGCAGAUGACCCCAAGAUACAAGAUAUAAAAUGCGAUAUCUGCGACAAGGUCUUCACCCGCUCAGAGCAUCUGAGACGACAUAAACGCGCCCAUUCAUCUGAGAAGCCCUUCGCCUGUGUUGAGUGCAAGAAGCGAUUCGCAAGACAAGACAUUCUAAGGCGGCAUCAAGCCAGCCAUGAGCUGAAACGGAAGGUGAACGCAUCGGACGAGACGCGGCGCUAUUCUCGGGCUUGUUUUGCCUGCGCGAGCGCACGAGUGAGAUGUUUGCGUGGAGUUGUCUGCCCACGGUGCAGAAGCCGGGAUCUGCGGUGUGAAUAUCCCUCGAGGAGAACUCGUACGUGUGAACCCGGCGAAUCUGCGAUCGAGGCUGACUCUGUAGACUCGUCUCGAGCUAGCUCGGAAGAAGCUGGACAGGGUGAUGAGAUAAUGACAGAACGAGACGAGGAUGAGUCUGCUGUUGUCACCUGGGAGAAUGAAUCAAGCACCGGAGUGUUUGGAUCGGUUCCCAAAGAGAGCAACUGGACAAGUAAUCUCCUUAUACCAACGGCUUCUAACUCGACCUCAGUCGGGCAAUCAUGGAAUGCCAGCGGGUCGGAAGUUACGUCAGUUGAUCCAAGUGCUGCCCAGACCCUUCUGGCAGGGGACUCCCCAAUGAGUACUAGAGAUUGGUUGCUUUCGCGAGGCAUUAUUAGCCCAGAGACAACCAUUGUGGCUGGAGCACAGCUUGUUCCUCAAGUUAGCGAAGGCAAUAUCGGGAGUCUUUAUAACUACUCGAGGAUCAACUGGCUGCCCCCCAAUGACCUUUCCCACAUUGAUCAGGCCUUUGGGGCCGCUUCACUUCAAUCAGCGAGGUCUCCCAAUGUCAGCGCCCAGGAUGCUUUUGGCAACGGACAUCGAGGGCAAAAUAUACAAUCAAGUCCGCGUUCAGCAUCGACUGGUCAUUUCGACGAGUCAUAUAUGGAGUCGUAUGCCAAUUCAAGGAAUAUUGGGUUGGCUUCAGGUCGGAGCAAACCCUUCUCACUGGAGAGAAUCCCGUCGAUAGCCACAGUCGGAUCGCCAUCCGAUGCCUCAAUGUACUAUGCUGAUGGAGAUGCGGCACAAUCGCCCCUUCUAUCUCACCACAGACAGCCAAAUCAGGCGCCCCUUCCGCUAUUUGGUGGUCAGGGAAGCAGCCCUCUCAGCCCGACUUUGGAAAACAUUCAUACGCAUUUAGCUGGAUACACUCAUCAACAGAUCUGGAUUGCCGAGGAGUCAUACGUUGCCCUGAUAGACUAUUUGAAGUAUACGUCCAGGAGAGAUAUAUCUCUAUCUUACACAGACUCCUUCCCGUCUCUGAAAGAGCUCAAUGAAUUCGCUGGGCUGUAUUUCGACAGGUUCCAUGAGUCCUUUCCCCUCUUGCACAAGCCUUCCUUUUUGAACACCAGAGAUGGGUGUGUGUUGGAACUCGCCAUAGCAGCCAUUGGGGCGUGUUAUGUAGGAACGGCCUACGCACGAAAAUGUAGCGAGUCUCUACAUGAAUUGGUCAACAAGUUGUUGGAGAUCGCCACAUCAUCAUAUUACAAUCCUAGCGAGUUUCCCGAGGUUUUUGGACUCAGGAGAUAUCCGCAGCGCCCUACCCGUUUACAGGCUCGGAUUUUGAAUGUCCUGGGUAUGUUCCAUAGUGGAAAUCAGAAACUGUCGAGUCUUGCCCGCGAGGGCCGAGCUAUUCUCGUGACGACGUGUAUCGAAAACAAGCUUCUGGCGUCAAACCACUACGAUGGCUGGCAGGCUUGUCUUGGAACGGAUGAGGAAGGAGACAGAUUCUUGCAACAAUGGCUCGAAGGUGAACUGAAAUGCAGGGCAGGUUAUUUUGUCUGGAUGUUGGAUUGUAUGAUGGCUUAUGAAUCUGACUUUCGAACACACAUGGAUCUAUUGGAUGGCAAGGCGCCCUUACCAUGUCCAGAACAAAUCUGGGACGAGCCGAUGCUUAACAAAGCACCACUUCUCAUCCUCAAUGGCGGGCCUCCAUCUCUUUGUCUCGCACUCGAUGUUCUCUAUACUGAAAAGAGACUUGUGUCAAAUCUUGGUGAACUAAGCAGAAUUCUACUGAUUCACGGCAUGUACCGUCGAGUUUGGGAAGUCGCAAGAUAUCAAAGCGAUAUUCUAUCGGACUGGGUUCCAACGGCAUUGAGCGAAUCCCAUCACGGGGUCACAUCGGAGAAAACAACAAUGCCAUUAACCAGCUCUGUGGUUUCGAGAUGGACUAACGGGAGUUGCGACUGCCUUGACGUUCUCCACUGGUCAGCCAAAAGUCGAAUCCUGCAGGCAUCUGGCCUUGAACACCCUACAAUCUUACACCUUCAUCUUGCGCGUCUCAUAUUGCUAGCCCCUGUAUCCGACCUUCAAGAGCUGGCGAGGGUAAAGCUUCGCCAGGAAACACAGAGCCACUCCGAAUCGUUCCUCGACGCUACUACGCAAGAACAAGACUUGCAGAAUUCCGUGCACAAGUGGGUUUUGCAUGAUCAAUAUAAGGCGCGUCUGGCGAUAAUCCACGCCGGCUCCGUCUUCUGGUAUCUGCGCCGAUACAGCUGCGGUGCCGUCAUAGAACCAUUCGCCAACUAUCUCGCCACCCUCGUGCUCUGGGCCUACAGCGUCUCUACUUCAGCAGCUAAGCUACUCGCCAGCUCCACGCCCAACACGGUAACCUACGAGUCCCACAGGUCCGCCGACGCCGGGGCCUCCCACGACGCCUCACACCACACCCAAGACCUCGCCAUGCGCGCCAACUCCGAACGCCACCACAGCAUCUCCAGCUACUUCCCCAACCCCCCAUCCCUACACGCACAAAUCGCCGGCGCGCUAGACCACCUCGAGUGCCACGAGACGUCUCUGAUACAGCUAGACCGGCCCUGCGACGACGAGAUCGUGCAGCUCUUUGUGAGGUUUGGGGAGAAGAUGACGCCCUAUAUGGCGAGGAUUGGGGAUAUUAGCAUGAAGGGGUCCGGGAGGAAGAUUCUGAGAGAGGGGAUUAAGUUGUUGUCUACUCAUGAUAAUCAUGGUGUAGGGGGGGUGGGGGAGAGGAUGCCGAGUUGUGCGUGGGGAGCUGCGGAGAGGUUUGGGGAGUUGUUGGCGGCGUUGGGGAGUGCGAGGUGA
Pseudogymnoascus verrucosus is the source of this 3599-nucleotide messenger RNA. RefSeq lists its product as uncharacterized. The record is from RefSeq and is a predicted model, not a curated record. The transcript has 4 exons. NCBI's taxonomy places the organism in Eukaryota, Fungi, Ascomycota, Leotiomycetes, Thelebolales, Thelebolaceae. Gene Ontology annotation, biological process: DNA-templated transcription; regulation of DNA-templated transcription. Gene Ontology annotation, molecular function: DNA binding; DNA-binding transcription factor activity, RNA polymerase II-specific; zinc ion binding. Bases 402 to 3599 code for a protein of 1065 amino acids.